This is a messenger RNA of Aspergillus homomorphus CBS 101889, 1745 nucleotides long. Its product is annotated as alpha/beta hydrolase. Bases 371 to 1411 code for a protein of 346 amino acids. Gene Ontology annotation, molecular function: hydrolase activity. The transcript has a single exon. NCBI's taxonomy places the organism in Eukaryota, Fungi, Ascomycota, Eurotiomycetes, Eurotiales, Aspergillaceae. The record is from RefSeq and is a predicted model, not a curated record.
CCUCCAACAAUCCCCCUUGUCAAAACCGGAAUCUUCCUAGACUAUGAUGUGAUCCAAGACUUGAGUUCCUUUCCAGUUCUCGUGGGAUGUUGCCAAUUUUCUGUCUCUGCAUUACUUCACUCUAUCAAUUGUGUUGAUCUUGUCUCUCAUACCCGCUGCUGCCAUUCCUUCCUGCAUCACGCCCCAUGCUUGGCAUCAACUGAUCAUCAGUAUCCUUCCCAAUCUCACCCAACUUCCUUCAUUCUCUCUCAACUAACUCACUUACUACUCACUCAGUCACACUCCCCCUCCCCCUCUCUUCAUCUCUGGUCAUAUCCAUCCCCAUAACUUUAUUCUUUUCGUGCAUGCUUGAAUUCUUACCCCGCCAAUCAUGGCUCACUCGUCCCGCUGGUGGCUGUAUGUCCAGGCCAUCUUCUGGCGGUUCCUCAUGCGCAUCGGCAUGUUUAUCCACGACGUGCUGCCUCCCCGUCCGUCUCGUCCAACCUUUCGCCGUUCCUUCCCCUCAUCUGAGUCCGAUCCCCGUUCCGCGCGCGUUCACCUUCAUUUCUACUGCCCCAAGGACUACCAGGCCGCCAAAAAAGAGGGCCGCCGCCUGCCGGUGGUUGUCAACUUCCACGGCGGCGGUUUCACCCUGGGCCACGCCACCGACGACAGUCGCUGGGCGCAAUGCAUCCUAUCAGACGUCGGGGCCGUGGUUGUCAGCGUAGGCUACCGGCGCGCGCCCGAACAUCCAUUCCCGGCGGCGGUGGAUGACGGGGUGCACGCACUGCAGUAUCUGGCAGCGCACGCUGCGGAGUUGGGUCUAGACGUCUCGCGGAUCGUGCUCAGCGGGUUUUCGGCGGGCGGCAAUCUCGCGGUAACCGUGCCGCUCCGGCUCCGAGGUUUGCUCAGCCAACUGGACUCCAACAACUCCUCGGCGCAUGUGAUCCACACCGACUCGUCGCACCACCUCGUGCAGUCCGCCUCCACCGAGCUCAACAUCGUCGGCCUCUUCUGCUGGUAUCCCAUCCUCGACUUCGAGGAAUCGCGCGACCACCGCCGCGCCAUGAGCCUCAUGCCCAGCAAGACCCUGCCGGCCUUCUUCACCGACCUCUUCGACGAAGCCUACCUCCCCGACCACACCGACCGCCGCUCACCCUACGCCUCGCCCGUGCGCGCCUCGGACGAGAUCCUCGCCGACGCCCUCCCCCGCGACAUCUUCCUCUACAUCUGCGAGUGGGAUAUGCUGCUCAACGAGGGCCAGGUGUUCGUGCGCCGCCUGCAGAAGAUCCAGAAGCACGUGCGCGCCAUGAUGAUCGAGAAGGUUCAGCAUGGCUGGGACAAGUCGCCCAAUCCGUUCCGCGAUCAGGUGAGGGUCGAUAUCCUCUAUCAGGAGGCCUGUGCCGCUAUGAAGCGUAUCUUCGAUUCGUAGACCACAAAGAAAGAAAACAAGAAAGAGAGUAGAGUAAUAGCCGUAUUCGUAUCCAUACACGCAUGUGCAUACCACAGACGGGGUCCAACACUCCACCUCAUUAGCGAUGAGCGGGUUUUCUUCAUGUCUUUCUUUUCCUGGAGUAUUUGUCAUUCUUUUGGGGAGGGGAUGGUUGGCGCGGGCGUCACUGGCGGUUUUGAUAUUGUUAUGCAUCUGCGCACAUCGUUUGUACAGGUAGAGGUGUUGAGCGCGAGCACAGUUCCGUAUGUACUGAAUGAUAUCUUCUGACUUUGGAUGUGGCAGAAAGAAGCCCGUGGUUCAUAUAUAAUCUAGU